This is a messenger RNA of Cyprinodon tularosa, 4471 nucleotides long. RefSeq lists its product as uncharacterized. Gene Ontology annotation, cellular component: membrane attack complex. The coding region runs from base 948 to 4418 and encodes 1156 amino acids. The transcript has 27 exons. Gene Ontology annotation, molecular function: protein binding. The record is from RefSeq and is a predicted model, not a curated record. NCBI's taxonomy places the organism in Eukaryota, Metazoa, Chordata, Actinopteri, Cyprinodontiformes, Cyprinodontidae. Gene Ontology annotation, biological process: immune response.
AAGAAAUAGUUAAUCUCUCGGGCUGCCGCUAUGAUUGGCCGCUGUAUGCUGCGCUUCUGCCUCCUUGAAUGAGAAACAGGGGUAACCAGGCAACUUCAGAGCUGGAGAGAAGAAGAAGCAGAAGAAGACAGUGGGGGGAAAGAGGACAAGAUAGAGGGGUUCAGAGUGAUGGAAGAAAUUCUGAGCCCGCAAAAAAAGGAAAGUCAUUGUGAUUUCACCUUGUGUGUCCUAUAAAACGGAACUAAGACAUGGAUUUUCUUAGACGCGCUAUCUCCCUCUCUUUCUCCCUCUCUCCCUCCUUCACCGCGGGGGGAGAAGAUAGAGCGCACAUAUGAAGGGGAGAACAGAUGUGGAUUAAAACGCAUAAAUGGUACCCUCCAGAAUGAGCGCCCGAUGAGAAAAGUGCUGAGAGCUACAGAUGCACCAAUCUGGAACUGAAGUGCCCCACCGAAGAAUAAUAUCCCCUUCUGACCUACUCUGAAGAACAAUAUUUGAUUCAAUCAAUGUUGCAAGUCUCCCCCAGGGGGAUUGCUCCUGAGCAAUAGGUGAACCUUCAUAAAAGGCAACACUACAGACCAUGUGAUACUUGACCUUCACUGAGGAAGCUCAGGUACACUCCAGAGGAUGUCAAAUCAGAUCUGAACCGGCCCUCCAGGGGAUCGCUUAGCUCUUAAUUCAAUCAGCGCUUCAUGUUUUGCCUUGUAUUACUCAAACACCAUGGACCAGUAGUGACAGAACGUAUAUAUUGAUGCUGGAUCUUCAUUUAUUGAGGAGUAGCAGACAUGUCACCAUGGAUUUGACUGAGGUUUUCAGUAUCAAGGAGCUGCUGUGAGAAACACAGGAGCUGAAAGGGAGAAUCGAACACUGGGAGCUCGGAGGAAUAGCUAGUGGGCUGCUAACUCAUGGUGGAUCUGCUGUGAGCAGGACAAGGGACUCAGCGGUGGAGGAUGUCAGCAGAGGCCGAGGUCCAGUCGGGUGUCAAAACCAGCCAGCGAAAGGAGUCCAGGAGGAUCAAAGGUCAGGACCGAACAGAGGCGGGGCUUAUUAAGCGUUUCCACGGAGAUGGAGUGCGCUACAAGGCCAAGCUGAUUGGAAUUGAUGAGGUGACAGCCGCGCGAGGGGACAAGCUGUGCCAAGACUCCAUGAUGAAGCUGAAGGGAAUGGCUUCGUCAGCACGUUCCAAGGGGGAACACAAGCAGAGAGUCUUCUUGACGGUCUCGUUCGGCGGGAUCAAGAUUUACUGUGAAAGAUCAGGGGUGCUUCUGCAUCAUCACUCAGUCCAUGAGAUCAGCUACAUCGCAAAGGACACCAGAGACCACCGGGCCUUUGGGUAUGUCUGCGGGAAGGAGGGCCACCAUAGGUUUGUGGCCAUAAAGACUGCACAGUCUGCUGAGCCUCUCAUCCUUGACCUGCGUGACCUCUUCACGCUGAUUUAUGACAUUAAACAGCGGGAGGAGAUGGAGAAGAAGGCCCAGAAGGACAAACACUGUGAGCAAGCAGUCUACCAGACCAUCUUAGAGGACGAAGUGGAUGAUCCAGUUUACCAGUAUAUAGUGUUUGAGGCUGGACACGAACCCCUCCGUGGCCCCCAGUCAGAGGAGAGCGUUUAUCAGGUCCCAACCAGUCAGCAGAAGGAAGGGAUCUAUGAUGUUCCUAAACGCCAUUUCAUGACUAACAUCAACCACUUUGAUCUUUUCGGCGACAUGUCCACCCCUCCCUCGAUGCCCCCGUCACCUGCCAACACGCUGGACCCGAACAGGAGCAGCCGCCAGCAGCAGCACACCCCCGCAGAGCUGUACGCCCCCUUCAGCCCGACCUCUGUGCCAUCAGGUUAUAUGACCAUGGGGCCGGUUCAGGCGGCUCAGUGGGCUCAGCAGUCGUUUCCCACCCAGGCUCAGACUUUGGCAUUCCCCAUGCAGGGUCCCCUCCAGGUGGCUCAGGUCCUCCCCGGUGGCCAGCCAAUCAUCCUGAGCCAGGCCAAUAUUUUCCCUGCCACUCAGCAGCAGUGGGCGGCCAUGGCAGCAUAUAUGCCGACCCAGACGGUGGGAGUUGGGGGCCACGCUAUACCAGCUGCCAUGCUCCAAGGUUUGGUACCCAUUACCACAGUGUGCCCCCAAGCCUGCGACCUGUCGGCCCCCUCGUCGGCCAUCACAAGCCCCCAGCACAUGGCGGACCCUGCCCUACUCAUGAGGCAGCUGAGCCUGGGGAAAGAUGGACUCAGCGUUGAUUCGGACGCAGGCGAAGGCCCAUCCACAUCAGGAGGGGUGGGACCUGGAGCUGUGGCCGCAGGAGGGAGUAGGUGUGGAACCCCUGCUCCCAUGAGUGUGCCUGACACGCUAGCCUGCAGUCAACUGCUGCCACCUCAGGCUACAGCCAACCAGGAGGAAGAAGGUAGCUGUAGUGACCUUGAUCUGUCCAGGAUGACUUUAAGCCCAGGAACAUCCACCUCACCAUCAACUGAAUCACCCUCCACACCUGCCCCUCAGCAGAGCUCGUCUUCAGACUGCCCCCCCUCCCAGGGCAGCGACCCCCCAACAGAUCACUCACCAGUUGACCCAGAGGGAUCCCCAAGCAACGCCAGGGAGGAACAAUCAGGUUCUGCUGCUGCAAGGUCGGAGUCUCCGGUGCCAAGCGACGCUGCAGAGCCUGCGGAUAAGACCGGUCCACAGGAAGACAAGAUCACAGUGGUGGAUCUGACUUCCUCACCUGGUUUGGAUGAUGAGGAUACCUUGAAUGAGUUUGCUAAAACCACAGCGAGCGAUGAGAGCUCCAGUGUCCGUGAAACCCGUUCAGUGGGUAUUCAGGCGGUAGUUCAACCAGUGGACUGUGUUCUAUCAGACUGGAGCCGUUGGUCCCGCUGUGACACCUGCACAAAGAAGAAAUACCGCUAUGCUAAACUGGAGCAGCCAUCUCAGUUCGGAGGAGAGCUAUGCUAUCUUCAUGGCAGGCAAGAGGAGUCCUGUGAGGUUUCAGCCCGCUACACCUGUGAUAAUAUUCCUCAUUGUGAGGGAUUCCUCUGCACACAAACAGGUCGAUGUAUCCACAGAACCCUGCAGUGUAAUGGAGAGGACGACUGUGGGGACAUGUCUGACGAGGCUGGCUGUCAGAGGGUUUCCAAGCCCUGCAGGGAGGAGGCUGAAGAGUACUGGGGAAUUGAAAAUCUGGCCAAAGGGAUAAAUGUCCUGAACAGCCACUUGGAAGGCAUUGUGUUGGAUAACAGAUACUAUGGAGGUGGCUGCCUGCCUCACUACAUUCAGGAUGUCCCAUUUAGGAAGCCAUUCAACUUGCAACAGUACACGUUACAGACAAGUGGGUCAUAUGAUUUUACCCUGCAGUCAUUUGAGUCGUACUCUGACUACAUGGCAUACACUCAUAGGGAACGGAUGACCCAAACUUCUAUCUCAAUUGGCUUCAGCAUUCCAGGUGUUUUCAGUUUUGGUUUCAACUACAAGGAUUCUAAGUUCUCCAAAUCAGUCAGCAAGAUUCGACGUGCCUCUGGAGUUAAAAACAGUUUCAUUAGAGCCAAAGCCGAGCUGGAGUUGGCCCAGUACAUCCUGAAGUCUGACGGGUUGGUACUUCACCCUGAGUUCCUACAGCGCCUUCGCUCCCUGCCACAGGCAUAUGUCUACGGAGAGUACAGACAGAUCUACAGAGAUUAUGGCACCCACUACAUCACUGAGGCUACCCUAGGAGGAGACUUUGAGCACACGAUCAUCCUGAACAAAGAGAAGCUAGAGAAGUCAGAUUAUAAUUUGGACCAGUAUAAGUCUUGUGUGCAGGCAGGCUUGCAUAUCGGAUUGACCAUUUACGAGGUUCCCUUUUCUCUUGGGGUGAAUGCUGGAUCCUGUAAAGGCUUACUGAAAGAGAUGGGAGAGGACACAAAGAAUGGGAUAAUGGUUGAAGAUUUUGUUGCCAUGGUGAGGGGUGGAAAUAGUGAAUCCAUCACUGCCCUGUUGUCUACGAAACUUCCAGGCCCACAGCUGAUGAGGCUCUGGGGUGAAAGCGUCCGCUUUAACCCAGACUUCAUUCGCAUGACAACCCGGCCACUGUAUGAACUGGUGACUUCCAGAGACUUCGUCCAUGGCGACAUCUUGAAGAGAAACUUGAAGAGAGCUCUGUCUGAGUACAUGACUGAGACCAGCUCCUGUCGCUGUUCUCCAUGUCGUAACAAUGGAGUGGCUGUUUUAAAAGGCACCAGAUGUGAGUGUGUGUGUCCUUCUGGCUAUAGUGGACGGAGCUGUGAGAUCACUUAUAACCCAAAAGAGCUGGGCAUCGAUGGCAGCUGGAGCUGUUGGGGAGCGUGGUCAUCUUGCAGUGGGGGGAGAAUGACCCGGAGUCGUCAGUGUAACAACCCGCCACCAAGCAGCAGUGGCCUCCCAUGCAUGGGUCUGCAGCAGGAGUCCACUGAAUGCUUUUAAAAUCACUAUUACUCACAGGUUCACAGAUGAAUAAAGUAUUUGCUAAAUAACAG